This is a messenger RNA of Beauveria bassiana ARSEF 2860, 687 nucleotides long. RefSeq lists its product as uncharacterized. The transcript has a single exon. NCBI's taxonomy places the organism in Eukaryota, Fungi, Ascomycota, Sordariomycetes, Hypocreales, Cordycipitaceae. Gene Ontology annotation, molecular function: structural constituent of ribosome. Gene Ontology annotation, cellular component: ribosome; mitochondrial small ribosomal subunit. The coding region runs from base 1 to 687 and encodes 228 amino acids. The record is from RefSeq and is a predicted model, not a curated record. Gene Ontology annotation, biological process: translation; mitochondrial translational initiation.
AUGCAGCGUCCGUCGCCCGCGCGAUGCUUCACCACGACCACCAUGAACCUCAACGAGCGCCGUGCGCCCAAGCCUCCGCCGCGAAUAAAUCCUCUCAUUGGCGGCAUGCGAGCCAAACCUCUAGAACCCGCCGCUCAAGAACCCGCCGCUCCGGCACGGCCCAAUAUCAACGUCCAGUCCACCAUGACGCCGCCGCCGCCACCGCCGCCUCCCAAGUCUGCCUCCGCCGCCGCCACCAGCCUCCCUCCUCCUCCUCCUCCUUCUUCUUCUUCCGACACCACCUCGCCUGCCCACACAUACUCGGCGACCAGCAAAGGGGUACCGUUUCAGCUGGACGUCACUGGGAUCCUGUCGAGCAAGGCCUCCGACUACGGCCGCUCCGUGCAGCAGGAUGAUCCCCUGACACGGCCGCGCGUGCGCGCCGUUGCCGCGACGGGCCGCACCAUUUUUGUGCGAAACGCCAACCCGGGUCCCAACUCGGCGCCCACGGUCCGCGGCGCGCUGGCCAUGCUUGGCCGCCUCGUCGGCAGCCAGCACGUCAAGAACAAGUACUACUCGCAGAGGUUCCACGAACGGAAGGGUCUGAAGCGCAAGCGUCUCGCGAGCGAGCGUUGGCGGUCUCGUUUCAAGGUCGGCUUCUGCGCGGCGUAUACCCGUGUCCACGAGCUGCGGAAGCAGGGCUGGUAA